AUAUAUAUCUACAACCUACCUAAACUCAAAACAGCAAACACAAUAACAAAGAAGGUCAAUACUCAAUGGCAUUUGCAUAUAAACCAUUGCAUCUUCUUUUGCUGUUAUCCUUCUCAACAUGUUGUUUCUCAUCAACUAGCACCGUUUCAUCGGCUAAACCUCGGAGACUGGUCUCCAAACUCAUUCACCCUGGCUCAGUUCACCAUCCCCACUACAAGCCAAAUGAAACAGCCAAAGACCGAAUGGAACUCGAUAUCGAACACUCGGCUGCACGUUUAGCCUACAUACAAGCGAGGAUAGAAGGUUCUUUGGUCUAUAAUAAUGACUACACAGCUAGUGUUUCUCCCUCCUUAACUGGCAGAACCAUACUGGUCAAUCUCUCAAUAGGCCAACCCUCCAUCCCACAACUAGUAGUUAUGGACACUGGCAGUGACAUCUUGUGGAUCAUGUGCAACCCUUGCACAAACUGUGACAACCAUUUAGGUCUACUCUUUGACCCCUCAAUGUCUUCCACCUUUUCCCCACUGUGCAAAACACCCUGUGGCUUCAAGGGCUGUAAAUGUGACCCUAUUCCUUUCACCAUCUCUUAUGUGGACAACUCCUCUGCCUCAGGAACAUUUGGCCGCGACAUUCUUGUCUUCGAGACAACAGAUGAAGGUACCUCUCAGAUAUCUGAUGUAAUAAUUGGAUGUGGUCACAACAUCGGAUUUAAUUCGGAUCCCGGGUACAAUGGAAUACUAGGACUAAACAAUGGACCUAACUCUUUGGCAACACAAAUUGGCCGAAAGUUCUCUUACUGCAUAGGCAACCUGGCUGAUCCAUAUUACAAUUACAACCAAUUGAGACUAGGUGAAGGGGCAGAUCUUGAAGGCUAUUCCACACCUUUUGAAGUGUACCAUGGCUUUUAUUAUGUCACCAUGGAAGGCAUAAGUGUAGGGGAAAAAAGGCUUGACAUAGCUCUAGAAACAUUUGAGAUGAAAAGGAAUGGCACAGGUGGAGUGAUCCUUGACUCAGGGACCACUAUCACCUACCUAGUUGACAGUGCGCAUAAAUUACUAUACAAUGAAGUUAGAAAUCUCCUUAAAUGGUCCUUUAGACAAGUUAUAUUUGAAAAUGCUCCAUGGAAGCUGUGUUAUUAUGGGAUUAUAAGUAGAGAUCUAGUUGGGUUUCCAGUGGUUACAUUCCAUUUUGUUGAUGGAGCAGAUUUGGCUUUGGACACAGGAAGCUUUUUUAGUCAACGCGAUGACAUAUUUUGCAUGACUGUAAGUCCAGCCAGCAUCCUUAACACUACAAUUAGUCCUUCAGUUAUUGGAUUGCUAGCCCAGCAGAGCUACAACGUGGGAUAUGACCUAGUUAAUCAAUUUGUUUACUUCCAAAGAAUUGAUUGUGAACUUCUUAGCGGUUGA
Molecule: messenger RNA, 1406 nt
Organism: Glycine soja
Lineage: Eukaryota; Viridiplantae; Streptophyta; Magnoliopsida; Fabales; Fabaceae
Product: aspartic proteinase CDR1-like
Exons: 1
Coding region: 66-1406 (446 amino acids)
Biological process (GO): proteolysis
Cellular component (GO): extracellular region
Molecular function (GO): aspartic-type endopeptidase activity
Source: RefSeq, a predicted model, not a curated record